Molecule: messenger RNA, 1547 nt
Organism: Chroicocephalus ridibundus (black-headed gull)
Lineage: Eukaryota; Metazoa; Chordata; Aves; Charadriiformes; Laridae
Gene: MGAT2
Product: alpha-1,6-mannosyl-glycoprotein 2-beta-N-acetylglucosaminyltransferase
Exons: 1
Coding region: 84-1418 (444 amino acids)
Biological process (GO): protein N-linked glycosylation; oligosaccharide biosynthetic process
Cellular component (GO): Golgi stack; Golgi membrane
Molecular function (GO): alpha-1,6-mannosylglycoprotein 2-beta-N-acetylglucosaminyltransferase activity
Source: RefSeq, a predicted model, not a curated record
GGCGCGCGCGCGCUGCCUGCGGGAGCGGCGGCGGCGGCGGCGGGAGGGCGGCGGGCGAGCGGCGGCCGCCGCCGCCGGGAAGGAUGCGGCUGCGGAUCUACAAGCGGAAGGUGUUGCUGCUGGCGCUGGCGCUGGCCCUCUGCGCGCUGGCGCUGUGGGGAAGCGGCGGCGGAGGAGGCGGCGGCGGGCGGAGGCGGCAGCAGCAGCAGCGGGGCGGUACCGGUACCACCGGGGAGACGCCGAGGGUCAGCGAGCCGCCGCCGCCGCGCCGCCCCGCUGCCAACGCCUCGGCCGCAUCGGCGGCACCGCCGCUUCUCAGCGAGAACGGGACGCUGAGUUACCGCUCGCUCGUUUACCGGCUGAACUUCGACCAGCCGGUGCGGAACGCCGGGCGCUUCCCGGCGCGGGCCGCCGCCGCCGACGUGGUGCUGGUGGUGCAGGUGCACGACCGAGCCGAGCACCUGCGGCUGCUGCUGGAGUCGCUGCGGCGGGCGGCGGGAGUGGAGAACGUGCUGCUGGUGCUGAGCCACGACCUGUGGGCCGAGGAGCUCAACCGGCUGGCGGCGGGCGUGGACUUCUGCCCCGUCCUGCAGGUCUUCUUCCCCUUCAGCAUCCAGCUCUACCCCCGCGAGUUCCCCGGCCACGACCCCCGCGACUGCCCCCGCGACGUGGGCAAGGCGGCGGCCCUGCGCAUGGGCUGCAUCAACGCCGAGUACCCCGACUCCUUCGGGCACUACCGGGAAGCUCGUUUCUCCCAGACCAAGCACCACUGGUGGUGGAAGCUGCAUUUCGUCUGGGAGCGGGUGCGGGCGUUGCGGGAACACACUGGGCCCGUCCUCUUCCUGGAGGAGGACCACUACCUGGCACCCGACUUCUACCACGUCCUCAAAAAGCUCUGGGCCCUGCGCGAGCAGGAGUGCCCCGAGUGCCAGAUCGUCUCCUUGGGCACCUACAGCCCCGUCCGCGGUGGCUUCGCCGGCCGCGCCGAUAAGGUGGAGAUGAAGACGUGGAAGUCCACGGAGCACAACAUGGGCAUGGCCUUCAGCAGAGACACCUACCAGAAGCUCAUCGAGUGCACGGAUGCCUUCUGCACCUACGACGACUACAACUGGGACUGGACUCUGCAGCACUUGACUGUCUCUUGUCUUCCAAAGUUCUGGAAAGUGCUGGUUCCGGAAAUCCCCAGGAUUUUUCACACGGGGGACUGUGGCAUGCACCACAAGAAAUCCUGCAGACCGUCCACCCAGAGUGCCAAAAUUGACUCUCUCUUGAACAGCAACCAUCAGUACCUGUUUCCCGAAAUGAUGAGUGUCAGUAAAAGGUACUCCAUGGCACCCCUGUCCCCUCAUGUGAAAAAUGGAGGGUGGGGAGAUAUUAGGGACCACGAACUCUGUAAAAGUUACCGCAGACUUCAGUGAGGAUCGGUCUCGCAGCCUUUUUUUUUUUUUUUGAGUUGUUCCGUACUGUCUUUUACAGGCACACGUGUAUAAAAAGCAUUUAUGAGUUGGUUUCUGCUUUAAUAUGAAUAAACAUUCUUGUAAAAGGUG